Molecule: messenger RNA, 1832 nt
Organism: Manis pentadactyla (Chinese pangolin)
Lineage: Eukaryota; Metazoa; Chordata; Mammalia; Pholidota; Manidae
Gene: ERAL1
Product: Era like 12S mitochondrial rRNA chaperone 1
Exons: 10
Coding region: 30-1343 (437 amino acids)
Biological process (GO): ribosomal small subunit assembly
Cellular component (GO): mitochondrial matrix
Molecular function (GO): GTP binding; ribosomal small subunit binding; rRNA binding
Source: RefSeq, a predicted model, not a curated record
GCCAGUUCCCGGAGUGCCUUGCGGCUGCAAUGGCUGCCCCCGGCCGGCGUGGUGCUGUGCUUCUUGGAGAGGUGUUAAGGGUGUGGCAGCGGGGCCCUGACGUCGCGAGACAGUGGGUGACCCGGCUCCCCUUGCUCUUGGGCUGUCAGCAGAGGUACGUGCCCUGUGUCCUGGGCGCCUCUUUCUCUGGUUCCCGCCUAGCCUCGGCCUCAAACCGUUACGGCCAGACCUCAGCCCUGGACUGCAUCCUCGGACUCUCCCAGCCCGACAGUUCGUUGACUUCUCGAGUCCCCGCCGUGUCUGUGCGCAGAGAUGAACAGGAUCUCCUCUUGGUCCAUCACCCCGAUAUGCCUGAGAACCCCCGGGUCCUGCGAGUGGUCCUCCUGGGUGCCCCGAAUGCAGGGAAGUCAACACUCUCCAACCAGCUGCUUGGCCGAAAAGUGUUCCCUGUCUCCAAGAAGGUGCACACCACUCGUUGCCAAGCUCUGGGAGUCAUCACAGAGAAAGAGGCCCAAGUGGUCCUACUGGACACACCUGGCCUCAUCAGCCCUGCUAAACAGAAAAGGCACAAUCUAGAGCGCUCCUUGUUGGAAGAUCCAUGGAAGAGCAUGGAAUCUGCUGAUCUGGUUGUGGUUCUUGUGGAUGUCUCAGACAAGUGGACUCGGAACCAGCUCAGCCCUCAGGUGCUCCAGUGCUUGACCCAGUUCUCUCAAGUCCCCAGCAUCCUUGUCAUGAACAAGGUCGAUUGCUUGAAGCAGAAGUCAGUUCUCCUGGAGCUCACAACAGCUCUCACUGAAGGUGUGGUCAAUGGCAAGAAGCUCAAGAUGAUGCAGGCCUUCCGCCCACAGCUAAACACUCAUUGCCCUAGCCCACCAGCUAAGGGCCGUAACACGCAGUCUGCAGGAAGCCCUCAGAGGAUUGGCUGGCCCCAUUUCCAGGAGAUUUUCAUGUUGUCAGCCCUCAGCCAAGAGGAUGUGAAAACACUAAAGCAAUACCUCCUGACACAGGCCCAGCCAGGGCCCUGGGAGUUCCAUAGUGGAGUCCUCACUAGCCAGAUGCCUGAGGAGAUCUGCACCAACAUCAUCCGAGAGAAGCUCCUAGAGCACCUGCCCCAGGAGAUUCCCUACAGUGUGCAACAGAAGACGGUGGUGUGGGAGGAAGGGCCAAGUGGGGAGCUGGUGAUUGUACAGAAUCUUCUGGUGCCCAAAGAAUCUCAUGUGAAAAUCCUGAUUGGUCCAGAGGGGCACCUGAUCUCCUGUAUCGCACAAGAGGUGAGCAGGGACCUCAUGGACAUCUUCCUCUGUGAUGUUCAGCUCCGCCUCUCUGUGAAGCUCCUCCGGUGAUCACCUCCUCCUGCCUUUUCCAAGGCAUCCUGUCCCAAGCUGCUGGCAGAAACUACUGACCAGAACUGCUCCUACCCUGGGCCUAAAGGGACUGGUAAGGAGCAUGGACACUUACUGACUGCCGGCUGGCCUGGCCUGGCUGAGUCUGCACAGCCCUGCACAGCCAUGUCUCCUGUGGGAGGAAGGAACCUACCUUGGUUCCCAGGUAGUUCCUCCGCCUGAGGCCCCAGCUACUUAGGUCUUAGAAAUUGGCUCUUUGGUGGGGGCAGUGCCACCCUCUUCCUGCUGGCAUUAGGCCCAGAGUUUCUCCCUAAGUUACUAGUUAUUAACAGAAAGGAGAUCUUUUUCCUCUCCCUUCAGCUUCCCACCUUGAAGCUGAAUACCCAUGUGUCCUGAGUGAGAUAGUGUCUCCUACCUACUUCCCAAGGCUUUGAUCCCUCCUACUCCAUGCCUUUCCCAGUCUUGGAUGUUAAUAAAGUUAAAAAACAA